AUGGCUUCCCGCUUUCCGAGGCGCAGUGUUGACAACUGUGUUGAUGUCGUUCACGUUUCUUCUGUCAUUCGCCACCUCAAGGACCAUCUCUCCAAACGUUGUCCGCAUGUUAAAUUCAUCGAUGUUCCUGUAGGAUGCAGUCAAGGUUAGUCAAGUUAAAUAUCUGACUUGAAUAAGUUCUGAUCUGUUACAAUAAGCUUAGGCUUACUUUGAUGUUUUAAUGUGAGUUACGAAUUGUAAGAUUUUCCUACCACCCCAUACAUUUAUUAUGCAAAUGCAUACAAGUUUCGACUGUCGCGUUCCUUUCUUUAAAUCCAAAUCCUUGUUUUUGAUAUGGGGAAUCCAGGAUUCGCCGGAUUUGAAGUCCAAGGAAUCCAAAUCCAGGUUUACCGAUUUUGUGAUCUAAGCUACAAUCUUGGACAAAAUAAAAUGGAACAGCAAACCCCAAUUCCCCCCAAAUCAAGGAUGAAGCGGCGCGAAGGCCAAAAACGCGCCAUUUUCCCAUUCUUGAUUUGGGAGGGAAGGGGGGGUCUAGGUUUUCCAUUUAUUUUGUCCAAGAUUGUAGCUAUUCGAUUCAAAGUGGAUCCGAAAUUUCCAGGUAGAGUUUCUUCGAGGGUUCCAUUUGUGUUUUAAAAAUGUUCCCUCUGCAGUAAACUAGACUCGCUGAGAGUCAAUUUAACUGGGCUGCCAUAAAACUAGCCUGUGUACAGCCGCCCCGUCAACUCAGAAAAAAAUGCCCCUUCUCUGUUUUUUUCCUGAGGGGAGGGGGGGCGGCUGUACACAGGCUACCAUAACAUCUUUGUCGCGGACCAUUGCAUGACAUAGAAUCUCAUGUGACAGUGAAACAUAAACUCGUUUGGACAUUGUACAGUAGGUUUUACAGUAUCUGGACACUUCAGUUUAACAUUGCAAUGACUUUCCUUUGUUAGUCGCAAGAACUCUGAAAUUUGGCCCAAAGAAAAUCUAUUUAGUCCUUAAGAUGACGAAUUGAUAGUUUAACUUUUUUGCCUUUGUUUCCAUUGCGUAAUUAAUAUUUUUGCAGAGCUCCUAUGUUGCCCAGUAUCCCGACAGCUGGCCCAGUAUCCGGACACAACAAUAACAGCAUAAUUGUACAUAAAUUUCGAGAGGCAAGCGACUUAUAAGCUUCCAAAAAUAUGACCUAGCAUCGUGAAAUAAAACAUAACAAAUGACUGGGGUAUGGUGGGGAAUGCGAGCGACUGUUAAAUGGUAUAAUUCUUACUUCCUUGUCUAGGAACUUUUUCACUGAUUUAAGGAAGGCAUCCUUGGAUAUACCGAAGCCGCGGUUUGCAAGCUCAAUCAGCCAAUCUGCAAACGACUUUUUUCCUUCAUUUUUUAUUAAAAAAAAAAAGCUUGGGGAAGGGACCUCAAUCCGAUGGUCAAAGGACACUCUCCUAUUUGGUCUGACCUGCAGUGUUGAUUUCUUCAUGCUGAGUUCCGACAAUAAGCCUGCUUUUCUAGCACUAAUUCCUCCUUCUUUCACAAUAUAUCUCUCAAUUCCUUUGUGACAGUUUUCAGACCGUUGCAACCCCAUUCUAGAAGUCAGAACUGGGGAAAGUAUGAGAAUUCCAGGUUCAACUCCAACGCUUUCGGUGUUAUAUAGAAAAUGCAGUCACGUGAAACAAGCCGUGCACACGAAAUCAAGUUGCCUCUGAAUGAGUGAAGAAAAUUUCCUUAUGGAGUUGAGUAGAAGUACAUUUUAUGACUAUAUCAUAUAUCCUAAGCUGUAAUUAUAGCUAUAGAUACGCAAUAAAUCUUAUCCGGAUAAUGUGUGCAGCUAAUUCAUUGAUUCUGUACAGCAAAAAAAACUGUCCGGAUACUGGGCACCUGAGAGUGAUUAUUUGUCGGAAACCCAUUAACGACAGCCUAGACCAUACAGAAUUAUUGUACUGCAUGAAAAUGAUAAGUUAACCAGAACAGACAGCGAACAACUAGAAAACAACCCACUAUAAAACCCAUCAAGAUAUACAGGCUUUAUUCAACCGAGACUGAUAGAGAUGAUCAAUAAAUGAUAAUCUAUCUAUCUAUUAUAUGUUUCAAGAUUCUUUCCUUUUACUUUCUUCAAGCUAUUCAGGGCUUAUUAUAGAUUACUGUGUAAUAAUUUGAAUAUUUACUUCACGUACGAGCCAUGAAAGGGGCAAAGUCCAACACUUUCACAAGAAAACUGUGUGACUAUAUAUCUCAUGCAGACUGGCUGUUCACAGUUACAAAUUAUUGUAACUUGAACAUAUGAAGACCUCUUUAGUUUUGCAACCAAUUCCCUAAGUAAAGGCUCUUUUCUUUUAAGAAGCAUUAUUAUUCAUUCAAAAUAUUUCCCCGAUUCUAAUUGGCUAAAAGCACAUGCAUAAUUCACCAUAACCAUGCAGCUACAGAUGAUCAAAUUUGGAAGAAUUUUGAGAUUGAUCAACCGAUGACAUCAAAAGUGCAGCUUUCUUGCAGGUUAAUGCACUGUUAACUGAGAAGACUUGGGGAUGAGGUUGAGUUGUUUUGGUUGUGAAAAUAAAAAUGGUGGACAAGAGUAAGAACAAGGCUAAAUAAUAGCUAAAAACAUGGCAAGAACUUCAAGAAGACAACUCAAAGGGGGCCAUCUGCUAUUUGGAGAAUAUUUGCUGAGCUGAACAACCCUAAACAUGCACUAUGCGUCUAUCAGAGAUGAACUCAACACCUUCCUCAAUCUCCAUAGUUCUUCAUAAGAUACACAGCCUCAUUUGUUAAAUAACUUACAAAAAAUGUUAAGAAUUGUAAAGUUGCCUUUCUGUAAUCAUUAUCAUCCAUACUAGUUGCGUGACUAUUCCCUCGUUUUGGAAGUGUACUUGUAUGAAUUACUGGCAUUAAAUUAAAUUUAAAUAUCGUUAUUUGGAAAUUUUAAGCCUGUGUGAUCAAAUGCUGACUGGAUGGGGUGGCAGGCAGUUCAAGUUGAUGUAAAGCAUACCGAUCUUUACAUUGAUUUAAAUCCUAAGAUACGUUAAAGAAACGUUCAAAACCUCAUUAAUAAUUCAUGAGCUCAAUAGCCUAUCACAUCUGCUUAAAUCCAUCUUGUGCUUGUAAAACACUGUCAAACUAAAAAGCCUGGGGGUGGCAUUUGAUUUCAGUCUCAAGGGAGUGUGGGGCUGAUUGUAUUUUGCUUCAUUGAUAUUCUUUAUUUAAAAAUUUCAUCCUCAUUAGUAUUCUUUAUACAAAAAAUACUAAUAGGGAUGACAUUUUAUUUCAUUGCACGUGAUCGACCUAUAAAUAUUAAUUAUCAGCACAGCAACUGACACAACAAAUGGUGGGUGAAUAUUUAAUGUUCUUUAAAAAUAACACACACAGUAAAUUUACUAUUGCAAAAAAUUAAAAACUUUGUUCUUUCACCAAUUUAGUCUGCCAAAAGUUCAGUGACACAGCAGUAAUAUUGGCUAUAGCAGUGUCCAAGCGUUGCACUCAAGACUUGCCAGUUGUGAAAGGCUCGAGUGCUGGAUUUUUGUUUACCUACCUUUUGGCCAUUCCAGAAAAAUUUUUUCAAAGAAUACUUUUUCACUGGAAUAAUUGACUUUGAGGUACCAUUUUCAAUUAACUUCCUCUCUUCUUAGCAUUUUUAGGCUUCCGAAAAGCUCUGGAACAAGACAGUAUGUCCUCUUUGGUUAGUGUCGUUCGUAGACUGGAAAAUUUCUAAACACGUGUGUGAGAUUUGAUUUUCUUACGUAAGAAUUUCAUAUGUAAUGUUUUUUUUUCGUAUGCUAAUUUCCAACGUUCACAAAUUAAGCAUCAUUGUUAUCAACUCCAUUGAGACACACUUUUCCAGGAAUGUUUUUGAAGUUGUUCAAUAAACUCGUGGGUUGGGUUUUAUCGGGGUAUAAAGCCAUUCUGCUUUACACCCCGAUAAAACCCUCCCGCUUGUUUAUUAAACGUUACACAAAGUUUGUGACAACUUAGUGAACUGGUCAGUGUUUUUGUUAGAGGUUGAAAUGCUACAGGAAGCUAAAGUUAUAAUAACAGAUCCUAAUACAGCACCCUGUCACUUGCCAACACUUACCAAGCUUAAAUGGAUGCAGCUGACCUGGGCUGGAAUUGAUGCCGUUACUAAGCACUUUACAACAGAGCAAAAACAAUCUUUGCUGUUGACAAGAUUUGGUGGUGUAUUUGGUCCAGCCAUGGCACAGUAUGUGAUUGGCCAAAUUAUAUCAUGGGAGAGGAACUUUCCCAAAAUGUGGACUCAGCAAAAGGAAUGCAAAUGGUAACAGUAAUAAAUAUUUCUUUUCAUUUCUUAACUAUUAGAUUUCUUACACUACGACAUGGGAAAUUUCUGCAAUUGUAUUUCAGCCUAAUUUGAAAUACCUACAUGUGAAAAUUACAAAACUAUUGCGGGUAGUCGUAUAAACAAAUAAUAGCAUGAUUUGUACUUGAUAUCUGGCAUAAAUACCACUCGUGAUAUUUCAAAAUUGUCUCAAAUUUCACUCGCCUAAUGGUUCAUGAAAUUAUGUAUAACAAUUUUGAAAUAUCACUUGUGGUAUUUAUGCCAAAUAUCACUACAAAUCAUGCUAUUACCUAUACUAAUAAUUAACAAUUAAUGAAUGAAGCUGAGUAUCAUAUGGAGAAUUAUGGAGAUCGAGGAGGGUGUCCUCGGCAGAUAACACCCUCCGAGAUCUCCAUAAUUCUACAUCUGAUACGCAAGCUGAAUUCAAUAAUUGUUUUAUUAUUCAUUCAAAAUAAUUCCUACUUUAAAAACAUGGCUAAACAUGCUUACCUCCAUCGAUCCAUGGAUAUUAAGUUCAUCUUCGAUAGUGCACGUUUAAGGUUGUUCAGCUCUGCAAAUAUUCUCCAAAUAGGAAAUGUCACCCUUCGAGUUGUCUUCUUGUUGUUCUUGCCAUGUUUUAAGCUAUUUUUUUGCCUAGUUCUUUCUCUUGAAACGAGUGAAAUGUCCGCUACUUUUCAAGUUCACAGCCAAAACAACUCAACCUCGUCCCCAUGUCAUCUCAGUUAACGGUGCAUUAACCUGUAGAAGGCUGCAUUUUUGACGUCAUUUCCUCAUUAAACACAAAAUUCUUUUAUGUGUGUGCUUUUACCCUAUCAGAAUUGGGGAAAUAUUUUGAAUGAAUAAUAAUUAGCAAUUAAUGAAUGAGGCUGAGUAGGAUAUGAAGAAUUAAGCAGAUCGAGGAGGGUGUUAUCCACCGAGGCUGAAGGCUGAGGUGGAUGACACCCUCCAAGAUCUGCUUAAUUCUUCAUAUCCUACGAAAGCCAAAUUCAUUAAUUGCUUUAUUAUUCAUUCAAAAUAAUUCCUAGUUUAAAAACACAGCUAAAACAUGCUUACCUGCAUCGAUGUUAAGUUUAUCUUCCAUAGUGUACGUUUAAGUUUGUCCAGCUCGGCAAAAAUUCUCCAAAUAGCAGAUGUCGCCCUCCCAGUUGUCUUCUUGCUGUUUUUGCUAUGUUUUUAGCCAAUUAUUUUGCCUAGUUCCAGCUGUAGUUCUUACUCUUGAAACAAUUGAAGUGUCCGCCAUUUUAGUUUUCACAACGAAAACAACUCAACCUCAUCCCCAGGUCUUCUCGGUUAACGGUGCAUUAACCUGUAGAGGGCUGCUUUUUCAACAUCAUUUCCUCAUUGAACACAAAAUUCUUCCAAAUUUUGAAUUGGGGAAAUACGGCCUCGAUGGAUAAAGCCCUCCUCGAUCUUAUACCUGCCAACUCUCACGCCUGCGGGUUGAAAACUUCGAUCUCACGCAGGCUCACGCCUGCGGGCCAAUUUCUCACGCCUGAUUGAAAAAUGUGAGUUGUUGCCGUCUUGCUUGACACAAUUUUCAAAAAUAUGUUAACUCAGACCCAUGUAAGGAAUGAAAACCAUGUGUAAAAUGAAUAAAUGACAAUACCUUCCUCACGAUCUCUGAUUUUGUGGAUAAGCGUUUUCUCGAUAACUACGCCUUCGGCAGACUUCGGACGUCUUCGGAAGACUUCAGACUUCUUCGGGAAUCUUCGGAAAUGAUCGUGUCGUCUGCAAAAAUCCCAGCACUCCCAGGAUAAAAAUCUCACGCUUAUAACUCAGAAAAAGUUGGCAGGUAUACGAUCUCCAUAAUUCUUCAUAAGAUUCUCAGCCUCAUUCAUUAAUAGUCCAGUUUCGAAUUAAAAAUUACCGCUGAAUAUAAACAUUAACGACACAUUCAUACAGGGUUAGCCUCGACGUAAAGUAAAAUAUUCAGAAAUUCUGGCAAGUAAGAGUUUGAAAUUUGAAUAUACACAAUAGACAGAGUAAUAAACAGGUCUUUUUCUCGUGGGAAUUUGUGAAUAUAUUGAGAUUGAGGCUAAGGCUGUAAAAAAUGCGUCUUCACUUCUUUAAUUCAGCGGUCAUAGCGAACUCGAAAAUGGGCUAUUGUUAUUAUUAUAUAGACACGAGUGUUUUACUGGAAAAUAUACCACUCACAAAAUUCUUAAAAACUACAUCUGGGACCUGAGUGGUUUAUUUUCCAUAAUCUCACACAUGAAGUUUAUCGAUGAUGUAAUUUCCCUUCGAAAUUUGUAGGUGUCUUGCGUCUUUUGAAUUUUACUUACACGUUUUUCAAAGCUUUCCUUAUAUUUUUUCAUUGUAGAGUCCUAUUCAGCUCAGUGGUUUUUCUCAACAUUAUUGUAAACAAUGCCUUAUAUUGCUGCACUGUAAAUUUGAGCCGUCACGAGUAUACUUUUUGGCGAAUAAAAAUCUAUCAUUUUAUCAACGUCUUUUUGUCUAUAUAAUAAAAAGAACAUUACACGGCGGCUUGAAGAUAUGAAUUUUAUUUUCUCUUGGCAAAAACAAUAUUUUACUCACUCGCUACGCUCAUUCGUAAAAUAUUGUUUUGCCACUCGAAAAUAAAAUUCAUAUCUUCGUGCCACCGUGUAAUAUCCUCUAUUUAUUAUUCAUUCAAAAUAUUUCCCCAAUUCUGAUUGGCACAUGCAUAAUUCACCACAACCAGUAAUUGAUGACCAAAUUUGGAGGAAUUUUGUUUAAUGAGGAAAUGACGUCAAAAAUGCAGCCCCCUACAGGUUAAUACACAGUUAACUGAGAAGACCUGGGGACGAGGUUGAGUUGUUUUUGUUGUGAAAACUAAAAUGGCAGACACUUCACUCGUUUCAAGAGUAAGAACUACAGCUGGAACUAGGCGAAAUAAUGGCUAAAAAAAUGGCAAAAACAGCAAGAAGACAACUACUCAGCCUUAUUCAUUGAUUACUAAAUUAUGCCUGUUUCUGUCUGUUUGGUACAGGCUGUUCAUUAGGCAUCGGAGAUGGGAGAAUUCUCUGUUUACUAUGCUAAAUUCUGCGGCUAACUUUCGGUAGCUAAGCCUAUGACUAUUUUUUAUUCAGGUGUGGAGCCUCUUUCAAAAUAUUCUCCUGUAAUGUUACAUCUUUCUCCUACUACUAGAAUUCUUAACGAAAACUCUGUUGGUACCUGCAGGGCCGUCAGUAUGAGCCAGGGGCCGGCAAUUUCCCCCGUCGGUUGCUAUGAGCGUGCCUCCAGCUAAUUUCAAAGGAAGAACAAGAAAAAUAGAACCAAAAGAACUUCCUAGCUAUUUAAGUCUGCCCCUACUAACUCGAGAUCUUUGUGACAACCCUGGGUACCUGGCUUAGCAUGCAGGUGCAGAUGCCUCUUUUGGCUUUAGUUUCACAUGACAGAAAAGGUGUCUCCCCUUGCAGGCUAUACUUGGCUAAUGUGUGCUUUUAAUGAAAACACACUGGUGUGAUGUCUUGUUUCCCUAGACCCAGCAUAAGUUUCACAGUAUGUGAAGUCUUAACUAGUUAUUUGUUAACUUCUUUAAGGGACCGUGAAUGGCAGCAUACUGACUGUUAUCGUUUGAUGCCUCAGCUCUCUAUUGGAAUUCUUGGACUUGGGGAUAUAGGAAAGGCAGUGGCCAAAGCAUGUAAAGCUUUAGGUAUGAAAGUCUGGGGCAUAGGACGUCGAGAGAGAUCUGCAGAUGUACCAUCUUUUGUGGAUCACUAUACAACUGCAUCUAGUUUACCUGAGGUGCUGCAGUCAUGCAAUUACAUUUGUAAUAUAUUGCCAAGUACACCUGCAACUAAAUACCUUCUAUCUGGAAAUGUACUUGAGAGUUGUAAAGACAAUCAUCCUGUCCUUAUUAAUGUUGGUAGAGGAGAUGUUAUAGAUGAAAAAAGUCUUGUUCAUGCAUUAAAUCAAGGCUGGAUAUCUGGUGCGAUUCUGGAUGUAUUUGAAGUUGAACCACUACCAAAGGAAAGUGUUUUGUGGAACAUGCAGCAAGUAGUAAUCACACCUCACGUCUCUGCACUUUCAUUUCCUCAUGAGGUAAGUAGAUUUGAAGGUGUAAACUGUUUUAGGGUUGGCCAACAAUAAUUAUUAUUGAGGUUGAAACUACGGUGGCCCAGAAGGGUCACACAUGCAAAUUAAAAAUGUUGCUGCAAACUAAAAAUUUCACCUGCAAAUUAAAAAUGUUGCUGCAAAUUAAAAAUAGGACAUGCAAAUUAAAAAUUGUACAUGCAAACUAAAAAUAUUACAAACAUGAAACAUGAAUGGGCCGGCGCACGGCUCGGACCAGGUCCUCAUCACUCAUACUGCGUGUGCAGGACUUUUGAUUUUUAAUUUGCAUUGAUAUGUUUUCUAUUUUCAAUUUGCAGCACAAUUUUUAGUUUGUAUGUACUAUAUUUAAUUUGCGGGUAAUAUUUUUAGUUUGCAUGUACAAUUUUUAAUUUGCAUGUAUGACCCUUCUGGGCCACCGUAUGAACCUCUGUUAAGCAGUUGAAAAACCAUAACAUGUUGUGAGGCUUUUAAGAAUGCUUAAUGCUAUGGUCUCUCCUGAAACAGCCAUUCUUAAUCGGAACCGGCAAAACAAAUAAAGCUUAAGUAUGCCUACCAAAGAAGAAUAAAGGAAAAUAGAUAAAUAUCCAAAGAAAGCUUAAUGGCUGUGUUAUACUUUGCAGUUUUGAAAUAAGCUGCUGCUCUUGUGUAUCAAUCCAUAUCUGAGGGCGGUACACAUAUUUUACAAUGGUAUCGACCAAUAGAUUGAGGAGUUUACCAUUUGUACUAAUCGGACGAAUUAGACGGCUUCCUAAGCAAAUCAUGAUUUUUUGCCAAUGGUAUGAUUGGUGUUACCCUGCGAGCAGAGGCUACAUUUUCGCGGAAUGAGCUGGCGUGCGCCAGCUCAUACCGCGCAAAUGUAGCCUCUGCUCGCAGGGUAGAUUGGUGUGGGCAUUUUGACGAGUUUUCACGGAUGUUAUUUGCUAAACACCACACUUUAAGUUCCUGUUGUCGGAUUUUCACUAGUAGUUCUAGAUCGCGCGAAAUUGGGAUUUAAUCGAUUUCAAAGUUUUUUUGUUUAUUGUUGUCAUAGUAAUAUCGAUUUUACUAAAAACUGCAUUUUGACAAACCUCAAUUCUUAGUCAAUCACUGGUGCAAAUUUUGUGGCGAUCGGACAUGGAUGAAAUCGCUUCAGUUUAAGGCGAUUGAAAAAGACAUCGGUAUGGUCUCCGAGAAACUGUAUCGAAACACCCAAGACACACGUGAUCAAAAGGUAUAUUAGAGGGAGGGGAGGCAGAAAAAGGCAUUGCGAGUUAUAACAUUUUCGUUGUAUAAAGCACCCUCUCGUCCACUCCCUGAAUAUUUGAAUCGGAUUUCUGCUCAGAAAAUACUCAGAUCCACAACCAUUUAACAAAUAAGUCUACUUAUCGUCACAAAAAGUUUAAUAGGACAAAUCUAGCUGUUUACUCGACACAAAAUAAAGUAAUAAAUAUUUGGAACAAUAUUCCAAACGAAAUAAGGCAGUCUAUUUCGUUGGAAGUAUUUAAGAACAAAAAGGAAAAAAAGGGAUACUAUCAGGCCUACCGGGUAAUUGUAACUGAAUGUAAUCUAAUUUCUGUCCAGGUUACCAUAAUGGAUUAAUUUUACAUGUUGAUUCUGAAAAUUUAAUAGAUACAGUCGACUCCCGAUAACUCGAACCUUUAAGGGAAAUCGAAAAAAGUUCGAGUUAUUAGGGGUUCGAAGAAUAUAGUCGGGAGUUAGGAAAACUGCACAGUGACACCGAACUUUUCAUGAGCCGAACCUAAUUCGAAUUAAGGCCGACCAAAAUUAUUUAGACCGACUGAAUUGAUUUAGAUGCCUAUCUUAAUUUUAGCUGAACUAAGAUCAAAAGGACAAAAAUGCUCAUUUCGGUCAAACUGCUUACAAAAUACGUUACAGUAUGUGGUCCUUGUUCCGCGUGUAAAAGUCAUUAACUUGAAUUUCUUACCCGAAUCUUCAUGUAACGAGCUGAAAUACUCCCUGAAGAUAGUUUUUAUGUUCCUGUCGAUAAUCCUGAAGUUUCAAGUUCCAGACAUAAAUAUUUGCUUGGAAUUCGUAAAAAGGCGACCGUUUUCGAUGGUCCUUGGUCCGCGUCUCAGGCAAGCAGCACGAUAAAAACGUAAAAAUGUUAUAGUUUCCACACGAAAACGUGAUUUUCACAGUAUUUCUUGUAUUUUUUUCUUUUCUUGAUGCAAUUAAGUAUAAGUUUUUUUCGGAAGAUGUUGUGAGCAUAAAAUAAUCUGCUUUUUUUUCAAAGACUUCAGACAACAGUCUCCUCGAGUCUCCCACACGAGCGUCGACGACCGGUUUUUAGCGCGGUCGAAAAUAAUUACCAAAAACUCUGUAUGUACUCGAGGUGUUAUAAAAGAGAACUUUAGACAUGUAUAGGGACGACUUUCAAAACAUUCUUCGAAAACAAAGGCCGUCGCUUUUUACUUUUACUAAGCGAAAUUUGGUGAUAUUUUUCAAGAGUCGCUAAAGCAAAAAAUUCAGAGUCUACAGCAAUAUACUUCCAACAGCAAAAAUAAGUUGUUCUGCAAAAAGGCAAGUCUUCCCGUUGCGUUUUAGUUAUUCGCAGGCUAAGUAAACAUGACCACGUAAUUUACGGUACCGCAAAAAUCCAAACUUCAGGAAAGACAAAUUAACCUACCUGUCAACAAACUUUAAUUUCGCGUCCUCACCCGCACCAAGAUGGCUGAAACUUUAACCUGAGAUCAGGCUCUAUUUUCGUUUCGCUUUGAAAAUUACAUUCCAGCGGGCAAGACGAAACGAAAAGAGAGCGGUAGCCGUUAGAGAGAAUGUAUGAGAACCGGUCAACUAUUGGGCCUGAUCUCAGGUUACUGAAACUUCGUCAUAUGAAAGAAUGCUAAUCAGUAAGUCACGAUAUCUUUCAUUAUUCAACGUAUUUUUUUUCCUGACGAAAUAUUUUAUCAUUUUCGGAAAAGACGCGGACUAAGGGCAUCGGGAACUUACGCGGACCAAGGACCACAUAUGGCCGGUAACCGGUCAAGGUUUUCAAAAUACUAAAUGGCCGGCAGUUCUAUAUUCUCAGUAAAUUUCACAAAAUCGAAAGGUUCCAGCUAAUCUAAACUAUUUCAACUAUUUCAGUGUUUUGAAAACCUUGACCGGCAGUCGAGCUGAAAAGUGUCACAAAACAUGGUUCAGCGUAAACCAAACGCUAGACUUGACUUCUGUAAAGCAUUUCAGGAUCGCUUGACUUUUCUAAAUCGACAUAUGAUAGUUUAGAUUAGCUGGAAUCUUUCGAUUUUGUGAAAUUUACUGAGAAUAUAGAACUGCCGGCCAUUUAGUGUUUUGAAAACCUUGACCGGCAGUCGAGCUGAAAAAAUUUCUAAGUGUCACAAAACAUGCUUUCCGCCUCUUAGCCCAGCGCAAACCAAACACUAGACUUGAGAUCUGUAAAGCAUUUCAGGAUCGCUUGACGUUUCUAAAUCGACAUAUGAUAGUUUAGAUUAGCUGGAAUCUUUCGAUUUUGUGAAAUUUACUGAGAAUAUAGAACUGCCGGCCAUUUAGUAUGUUGAAAACCUUGACCGGUUACCGGCCAUAUAGCCACAGCGUGAAUAUAGAACUGCCGGCCAUUUAGUAUUUUGAAAACCUUGACCGGUUACCGGCCAUAUAGCCUCAGCGUACGUGAAAAGUUCGGCGUCUGAAUCAAAGCCGUUCCAACGUCGCUUCAAAGGCGAAAUUCCCGGCCGGGCUAGCCGAAAAGAACGUUCCUAAUUGAUUCAGGCGCCGAACUUUUUAUGUAUUUAAUUCAAUGUAUCAGGUUCGGCUCAUGGAAAGUUCGGUGUCUGAACCGGGCCUUAAUUGUAAAAAUGUCAAGUGAAAUUAAAACAAAAAAAAGAUACUUCUAGAUUACCUGAUAAAUCAUAACGUAACGUAACAAAACGUAGCCUAAAUAGAGCAUGCGUUUUACUGUUUUGAGACUAAAAAAGGUAAAGCUGUCUCACGUUAGAUUUGUGACAAACAACAUCAGCCUCCACUAGUAAACAGGCAGGUACAAAAGUCGGACCGGAUCAACUCGGACCGCCAGUCCGGGUCGGAUCAACUCGGAUCGACUCGGACCAACUCGGAUCGAAUAAAAAAAGAAAAAGAAAAUAAAAUUGGACUCGGAUCAACCCGGAGAAAUCAAAAAAAUUAAAUUAAAUCAGCAAAACUGAAAGUUUAACCUAUUUGGAGGGUAAAAAAGGCCAGAUGAUCCUUUUUUUCUCCGUGGCUUUCAGGCGCCAUUUUGUUUUACUAGUGCCAGUUCCUCUCGGAUUAUGCUAUAGUUGCGUUACACGACGCGCUCUGCUUUACAGAUAUGGAUGACCUCGAGGAAGGUAAAAUCUCGACCAUCUUUCUCAAUGAAUUUGCUUCAUUCCAAGAAAAUGAUAGUUUCAGUCGCCUAGAAUAUAUAUUUGCUUAUUUUUUUAUUUUAUUGUAGCUUUUUGUCACAAAGCAAAGAAGUUGAGGUGAGCGUGAUCAUAAGUUAUGCGCAUAAUUUUUGAUUAAUAAGUGUACUGAAUUAUUUAUGAGAAAAGCAUCAAAAGCCUGGUCUGUUGAUCGCAUUUAGAUAGUAUAAUACCGAAGAGUGUUUGUUUGUUUGUUCCUGUUUGUUUUUUUUCUGCAGGACUUCUGAAACUUAAUUUUAAUGAUACACUAGUGAGCAGCACACAUACAUUUCCAGUGAACAUUUUCAACUUGGAAGGAGGAGAAACCAUGCUCGCCCGGGACAAAAAAAAUUUCCAUGCCCCAGGCAAGAAUCGAACUCGCGACCCUCCGGUUCAGUGGUUGGAACGUCCGAUAAACAUGUACCUUAUUCUCCUUUAUUUUCGCGGUACUUAAAUUUCGCGAAAAUUUUCGCGGCACAUUUCGCGAGUCUUUAAUUUCGCGAUCGCGGAGAAAAAUUGUGUUUGCAGGGAAUUUAAUUUCGCGAAAUUGACGAUUAAGUGACUUUAUUUUUUCUUUUUUACAAAAUUGUUCGUUAAUCAACAAUUGAAACAAAACCAAUAUGCUGUCCCUUAGCGGCAGCUGUAUUCCUCUGAGAUGUUCUCACGAACGAAACAAUAUCUACGAUCGUUACGCAAUCGCAGCUAACAAACGGCUCCGUGGUUGCUUGGCCGAUUCGAUUAUGGGCCAUUUGCUCAGAGAGAUUUCUAGGGCUACUAGCUUUUUCUUAUUGAGAGGUGGGAUGGUUCAUCUUAAAGUUUCUGAUGAAAACUAUCGUCGAUCCCCAUUGAUUCAGAGAGGUCUGGAAUUCCUUUUUAGGUGAAAUGUGAAAUGGACGAUACACCAAGCAACAGGGCAAUAAUGGAAAGAUGCAAGACACUCGUAACUACACACUACAAGGAGCCGGGACAGGAUGGUCAAUUUGGCGACUGUACAAAGGAUGUAUUGGAGGAACUGUGCGAAGAUGAUUACUCAGAUGCCGAAGAAGAACUUGAGGCGAAUCUUGACACUGAUUAACAUCUAAAGUUGAUAGAUGAUAGCUGCUUGUACUAGCAUGCACCUUGUGUUAAAAAUUUGUUAGGACCCUUGAAAACACCAAUACAUGAUUUUUCUAUGUCCAUUAAAUUUCGCGAGAUCAAAGUUCACGGUCGUUAUUUUUCGCGGGUCUUUAAGUUCGCGAAUUUUUUAAAAUCGCGAAAAUCGCGAAUUUAAGAACCCGCGAAAAUUAAGGAGAAUAAGGUAGUAUGCGGAGGGUCGUGAGUUCAAUUCUCGCCUGAGGUACGAAAAUUUUCGUUGUCCCGGGCGAGCAUGAUUUCUCCUCCUUCCAAGUUGAAAAUGUUCACUGGAAGUUUACGUGGGCUGCUCACUAGUGACACCGAACUUUUCAUGAGCCGAACCUAAUUCGAAUUAAGGCCGACCAAAAUUAUUUAGACCGACUGAAUUGAUUUAGAUGCCUAUCUUAAUUUUAGCUGAACUAAGAUCAAAAGGACAAAAAUGCUCAUUUCGGUCAAACUGCUUACAAAAUACGUUACAGUAUGUGGUCCUUGUUCCGCGUGUAAAAGUCAUUAACUUGAAUUUCUUACCCGAAUCUUCAUGUAACGAGCUGAAAUACUCCCUGAAGAUAGUUUUUAUGUUCCUGUCGAUAAUCCUGAAGUUUCAAGUUCCAGACAUAAAUAUUUGCUUGGAAUUCGUAAAAAGGCGACCGUUUUCGAUGGUCCUUGGUCCGCGUCUCAGGCAAGCAGCACGAUAAAAACGUAAAAAUGUUAUAGUUUCCACACGAAAACGUGAUUUUCACAGUAUUUCUUGUAUUUUUUUCUUUUCUUGAUGCAAUUAAGUAUAAGUUUUUUUCGGAAGAUGUUGUGAGCAUAAAAUAAUCUGCUUUUUUUUCAAAGACUUCAGACAACAGUCUCCUCGAGUCUCCCACACGAGCGUCGACGACCGGUUUUUAGCGCGGUCGAAAAUAAUUACCAAAAACUCUGUAUGUACUCGAGGUGUUAUAAAAGAGAACUUUAGACAUGUAUAGGGACGACUUUCAAAACAUUCUUCGAAAACAAAGGCCGUCGCUUUUUACUUUUACUAAGCGAAAUUUGGUGAUAUUUUUCAAGAGUCGCUAAAGCAAAAAAUUCAGAGUUCUACAGCAAUAUACUUCCAACAGCAGAAAUAAGUUGUUCUGCAAAAAGGCAAGUCUUCCUGUUGCGUUUUAGUUAUUUGCAGGCUAAGUAAAGAUGACCACGUAAUUUACGGUGCCGCAAAAAUCCAAACUUCAGGAAAGACAAAUUAACCUACCUGUCAACAAACUUUAAUUUCGCGUCUUCACCCGCACCAAGAUGGCUGAAACUUUAACCUGAGAUCAGGCUCUAUUUUCGUUUCGCUUUGAAAAUUACAUUCCAGCGGGCAAGACGAAACGAAAAGAGAGCGGUAGCCGUUAGAGAGAAUGUAUGAGAACCGGUCAACUAUUGGGCCUGAUCUCAGGUUACUGAAACUUCGUCAUAUGAAAGAAUGCUAAUCAGUAAGUCACGAUAUCUUUCAUUAUUCAACGUAUUUUUUUUCCUGACGAAAUAUUUUAUCAUUUUCGGAAAAGACGCGGACUAAGGGCAUCGGGAACUUACGCGGACCAAGGACCACAUAUGGCCGGUAACCGGUCAAGGUUUUCAAAAUACUAAAUGGCCGGCAGUUCUAUAUUCUCAGUAAAUUUCACAAAAUCGAAAGGUUCCAGCUAAUCUAAACUAUUUCAACUAUUUCAGUGUUUUGAAAACCUUGACCGGCAGUCGAGCUGAAAAGUGUCACAAAACAUGGUUCAGCGUAAACCAAACGCUAGACUUGACUUCUGUAAAGCAUUUCAGGAUCGCUUGACUUUUCUAAAUCGACAUAUGAUAGUUUAGAUUAGCUGGAAUCUUUCGAUUUUGUGAAAUUUACUGAGAAUAUAGAACUGCCGGCCAUUUAGUGUUUUGAAAACCUUGACCGGCAGUCGAGCUGAAAAAAUUUCUAAGUGUCACAAAACAUGCUUUCCGCCUCUUAGCCCAGCGCAAACCAAACACUAGACUUGAGAUCUGUAAAGCAUUUCAGGAUCGCUUGACGUUUCUAAAUCGACAUAUGAUAGUUUAGAUUAGCUGGAAUCUUUCGAUUUUGUGAAAUUUACUGAGAAUAUAGAACUGCCGGCCAUUUAGUAUGUUGAAAACCUUGACCGGUUACCGGCCAUAUAGCCACAGCGUGAAUAUAGAACUGCCGGCCAUUUAGUAUUUUGAAAACCUUGACCGGUUACCGGCCAUAUAGCCUCAGCGUACGUGAAAAGUUCGGCGUCUGAAUCAAAGCCGUUCCAACGUCGCUUCAAAGGCGAAAUUCCCGGCCGGGCUAGCCGAAAAGAACGUUCCUAAUUGAUUCAGGCGCCGAACUUUUUAUGUAUUUAAUUCAAUGUAUCAGGUUCGGCUCAUGGAAAGUUCGGUGUCUGAACCGGGCCUUAAUUGUAAAAAUGUCAAGUGAAAUUAAAACAAAAAAAAGAUACUUCUAGAUUACCUGAUAAAUCAUAACGUAACGUAACAAAACGUAGCCUAAAUAGAGCAUGCGUUUUACUGUUUUGAGACUAAAAAAGGUAAAGCUGUCUCACGUUAGAUUUGUGACAAACAACAUCAGCCUCCACUAGUAAACAGGCAGGUACAAAAGUCGGACCGGAUCAACUCGGACCGCCAGUCCGGGUCGGAUCAACUCGGAUCGACUCGGACCAACUCGGAUCGAAUAAAAAAAGAAAAAGAAAAUAAAAUUGGACUCGGAUCAACCCGGAGAAAUCAAAAAAAUUAAAUUAAAUCAGCAAAACUGAAAGUUUAACCUAUUUGGAGGGUAAAAAAGGCCAGAUGAUCCUUUUUUUCUCCGUGGCUUUCAGGCGCCAUUUUGUUUUACUAGUGCCAGUUCCUCUCGGAUUAUGCUAUAGUUGCGUUACACGACGCGCUCUGCUUUACAGAUAUGGAUGACCUCGAGGAAGGUAAAAUCUCGACCAUCUUUCUCAAUGAAUUUGCUUCAUUCCAAGAAAAUGAUAGUUUCAGUCGCCUAGAAUAUAUAUUUGCUUAUUUUUUUAUUUUAUUGUAGCUUUUUGUCACAAAGCAAAGAAGUUGAGGUGAGCGUGAUCAUAAGUUAUGCGCAUAAUUUUUGAUUAAUAAGUGUACUGAAUUAUUUAUGAGAAAAGCAUCAAAAGCCUGGUCUGUUGAUCGCAUUUAGAUAGUAUAAUACCGAAGAGUGUUUGUUUGUUUGUUCCUGUUUGUUUUUUUUCUGCAGGACUUCUGAAACUUAAUUUUAAUGAUACACUAGUGAGCAGCACACAUACAUUUCCAGUGAACAUUUUCAACUUGGAAGGAGGAGAAACCAUGCUCGCCCGGGACAAAAAAAAUUUCCAUGCCCCAGGCAAGAAUCGAACUCGCGACCCUCCGGUUCAGUGGUUGGAACGUCCGAUAAACAUGUACCUUAUUCUCCUUUAUUUUCGCGGUACUUAAAUUUCGCGAAAAUUUUCGCGGCACAUUUCGCGAGUCUUUAAUUUCGCGAUCGCGGAGAAAAAUUGUGUUUGCAGGGAAUUUAAUUUCGCGAAAUUGACGAUUAAGUGACUUUAUUUUUUCUUUUUUACAAAAUUGUUCGUUAAUCAACAAUUGAAACAAAACCAAUAUGCUGUCCCUUAGCGGCAGCUGUAUUCCUCUGAGAUGUUCUCACGAACGAAACAAUAUCUACGAUCGUUACGCAAUCGCAGCUAACAAACGGCUCCGUGGUUGCUUGGCCGAUUCGAUUAUGGGCCAUUUGCUCAGAGAGAUUUCUAGGGCUACUAGCUUUUUCUUAUUGAGAGGUGGGAUGGUUCAUCUUAAAGUUUCUGAUGAAAACUAUCGUCGAUCCCCAUUGAUUCAGAGAGGUCUGGAAUUCCUUUUUAGGUGAAAUGUGAAAUGGACGAUACACCAAGCAACAGGGCAAUAAUGGAAAGAUGCAAGACACUCGUAACUACACACUACAAGGAGCCGGGACAGGAUGGUCAAUUUGGCGACUGUACAAAGGAUGUAUUGGAGGAACUGUGCGAAGAUGAUUACUCAGAUGCCGAAGAAGAACUUGAGGCGAAUCUUGACACUGAUUAACAUCUAAAGUUGAUAGAUGAUAGCUGCUUGUACUAGCAUGCACCUUGUGUUAAAAAUUUGUUAGGACCCUUGAAAACACCAAUACAUGAUUUUUCUAUGUCCAUUAAAUUUCGCGAGAUCAAAGUUCACGGUCGUUAUUUUUCGCGGGUCUUUAAGUUCGCGAAUUUUUUAAAAUCGCGAAAAUCGCGAAUUUAAGAACCCGCGAAAAUUAAGGAGAAUAAGGUAGUAUGCGGAGGGUCGUGAGUUCAAUUCUCGCCUGAGGUACGAAAAUUUUCGUUGUCCCGGGCGAGCAUGAUUUCUCCUCCUUCCAAGUUGAAAAUGUUCACUGGAAGUUUACGUGGGCUGCUCACUAGUGUAUCAUUAAAAUUAAUAAAAAUGAAAAUAAAAUUAAUUUACGCAACCACAAGUUUGUGAGAAAAAAACAAAAUGGCGGGUGAAAGUUAAGUGAUACCGACUGAUUUUAUUUUUCUUUUUAUAAUCCGAGUUUUUUUUAUGAUCCGAGUUGAUCCGAGUCCAAUUUAUUUUUAUUUUUUUUAUUCGAUCCGAGUUGGUCCGAGUCGAUCCGAGUUGAUCCGACCCGGACUGGCGGUCGGAGUUGAUCCGGUCCGACUUUUGUACCUGCCUCUAGUAAACUAUAUGCCUACAAUACGUCAAUUGAAAAAUUCAAAAUUCAUUGUUCCCGACUUUUUAAGGACUCAAAACAUGGUUCGAGUUAUCGAGGGUAAAAUUAUCUGAAUUGUUCGAGUUAUUGAGGGUUCGAGUUACCGAGGGUAAAAUUACUAACAGUAAAUGUAUGACGGAAAUCCAGGGGAAAUCGAUUUUGGUUCGAGUUAGCGCAAGUUACAUUAAUUUUAAAAUUGCUAACCUCCGAUACCAAAACAGUUCAAUGCUUUGUUAUAAAGGUCGUAGGGGGACUGCUUAGUGAACGCCUGUAAACAAAAGGUUUUUCAGUCUUCCUCCAUUUAUUUAUAAUUGUUUUUUUAACUGCUGUAACUUGUAAUGACCAAAAUGGAAAUAAAACUUACUGAAGUAUAUGAAAAGGUAGGGAAACUAAAAGAGCUAACAAAUGCAUAGCGUUCUAAACUAGCAAUGUGAAGUGGGGUACCCGGCAUUUGACAGUAGAAGGUGCAGGAAGGAGUUCUUUUUCUGUCAAAAAUGAUAUACCGUAAAAUUCCGAAAAUAAGCCCCGGGGCUUAUAUUUUUCAAAGACCCUUUUUGAGGGGCUUAUUUUCGGAGGGGCUUAUAUUCGGAGGGAGGAGGCUUAUAUUCGGGGCUUAUAUCCCUACGGAGGGAAAUUUGGGUUUCAAAAUCGAUUGGGCUAGCCUUAUAGUUGGAAGUAAAUAAUUUACCGUUCUUGCUUUGUUUUACUUUAUAUUUGAGGGCAAUUUUCCAAGUACAAGCCCCCAGGGAGCUUAUAUUUGGAGGGGCGAUUUAACGGGGUUUUUUUGGAAGCUUUUUGCGUUACCGGUUUGGGGGGCUUAUAUUUGGAGGGGCUUUUACAUGGAGGGGCUCAUUUUCGGAAUUUUACGGUAUAAAAGGUAAGUGGUUCGAUGCGUGGCCCUCCCGGCAAAAAACUUUGUUGAUUCCUCCACCCGGUAAUAUUGAAAAGAAAUAAACUAGCAAGUAUUUAUUUGGCAGAAUACAAUAUUGUUGAAUAUGUGUAUAAUAAUAUUAUUUGUUCUGUUUAGUAUUGGAUUAUUAAUUAUUGUCUAGUUCUUGUACCAAAAGAAUUCUUUAAUAUUCCUGUCUAACAUCACGUAAACUGCAAUGUAAAAAGUGUUUUUAAUUUCCAAGUAUUUGCCACCAAAAUGUAUCCUGUAUAUCAUGAUCAGUCAUAUCUAGCUCCAUUUAGUUGGUUAGGAAGACAUUUUUAAGUUGUAAUAACCCAUCUACUGUAUCACAUCAGAAACUCAUAAGGGGUUGAAACGUGUAACUCUCAUAUGUUUGCUUUGUCCGAUGCUCGUGAUUAUUCAUUUUCGAAAGUACCAUAUUUGGAACGAGAAGGAGAGAUAGCUGACCAAUCAAACUUCGUAAACAACGUGACGUAAUUUUCCUUCAGGUUCCUGCGCCCGCUUAAAAAAAUGGCCGACAAACGGGGGAAAAACUCCCGAAAGCCGAGAAAGCUUUCAAAGGUUGAACCCAGGAAUCUAUUACCGAAACACUGAGCAGGAUAUUAUUGCCUUAUCACCCGGGCCAAACGUAACAUUAUGAAACACAUUGACGGCCUCGCAACUUCUUGAAGUUACAUGUUUAACCGGCCUAUAAACCUUUGUAUCUGCACAGAAAACUUAUACUGCAAAUAGGCUUUUAAAAUUCUUAUGUUAAAUGUCUAGAAUAAACAGUGAAAAAUAUUUUCGAAUAAAAUUCAUUAGCUGCGUAUCGAAAAGUGUCCAAAACCUGACAGAGAAGCCGUUUCUUGAAAAUUUUAUUCAAAGUCCAAAAAGUUAAUCCUUUAAAGCAAUUCGGAAAACACUAUCUGGAUCGUGGAUCCGUUCACGCAAGUGACAUCGGCUAAGCACAUGGCAAAAUUCAACACAAAAUCCAUCUCAAAUCAGGGCACAUUUUGUCAUUUUUCUUUAGCGCCGAAGAGAAAAAUUUAUAAAACGUCUAUGAAACAUUUAAAAAUACAUAAAUUCCCUUUCAAAAACUUAAUUGUCUUGGCCAUAGAGUGCAAAAUGUACCUGAAAAUUCAGCAAAAACUUCGCUGAUUUGGUUUCAUUUCAAAACAGACCAUGGGCUCCGCCGUGAAGAAAACAAGGUUGAAUUCCUCGAAGGACGAUUUCUUGAUGGAAAGCUUCCCUUUCUCCACAAAAAGAAAGCUGAGCAUUUUUUUGAACUUUCUCUUUCCAUUUUUUGUCUUUUAACGGUGUAUUUUUAACCUUGAAAUGCAGAACUCUUGUCUUAAAACAUCUGCAUGGUGAUCGCGCAGCAGCCAUUUUGUUGAAAAUGGAUAUCCGUCACUAAGGUUUCCAAAUAUGGUAAAAGUGAAUAUUCACGAGCAUUAAACGCAAGUUACACGUUUCAACCCCUUAUGCUGCCUCGUACCCAGACGUCUCUCUUUUGAUGAAAAUGUGCGCGCAAAGGAAGGCGGGAAAGAGACAACGGGCUUCGCCUGCCGUCUGUACCCUUCCCAUGGUCUCUUGCGGUUCAUCACCAGUCACUCGUUUCGCGCUCGCCUCUGCCAUGCGAAAAACGAAGCGCCUGAGGAGGAGGCUGACCCCUUAUGGGUUUCUGAUCACAUACAUAGAGAAUACUUCAUGGAAAGUGCUGGCGUACGAUAUUUACGCACGAGUUAUUAACGUAUCAGAAAUCGAACGAGUGAGCGCAGCGAACGAGUAAGAUUUCUGAUACAAGAACAACGAGUGCGUAAAUACCUUACAAAGCACUUUUCAUGUGGUAUUGUGUUUAUUAUAUACAUACUGAGACAUUCAUCUUUUUGGGGGCCUUUUUAUUUUAAAUCUUUCAAAAGUGCUAAAAUUUGCUGCUACACACUUAUCGCAAAAUGACAACGAAAACGAAGUAUCAGCAUUUUAGUAAAAACGUUUGUUAAAAACAUAAAUGACGGUGAGGAUAUGAGGUAAUCCAAGAACUAUAAGUAAUCUUAACUGUUUGUUCUCAAUGUACAAUUGAAAAUGAGUGAAUUUAAGUAAAAUGACCGGUUUCAAUAUAAGCUUAAGCUUAAAUGAAAGGCAAAGUAGCUCCGAUAAAAAGCACAACAAAGGCUUACGUCUCGUUCUGUUUAUCCCUUUCCGCUGUUGUUUCGCCGGCUGUCUACCGUUUUCUUUAUCGACAGUGAAACAAACGAAACUAUUCUACUCCACUUCCGAAAUGUUUUUCACUUUAUUAGCGAGAAAUACUCUUUGAGUAAACUUUUCUCGUUGAAUGUGUGCGAAUGAAUGCGCUGCAAGCUGCAAUAAAAGGCGGGAAUUUUGGCGCGAAACUCACACACCUCUGUGGCUUCUGAUUGGACGUAUCAUUUUUCUCACACGUGAAAAAACAUCGUUCGCGAUUCUGAUUGGACGUAUUAUUUUUUUCACGUGCGAAAACCAUCGUUCGCUCCUCCGAUUGGCUAGAACUAAUUUGCGUACGAAAAUUUGCGACAUCGCUUUUUGGUGAGUAUUUCUCAGUAUGUAUAUAAUCAAGAGCCAUAAUAGGCUCUUGAUAUAAUAAAUACUGUGAUAUGUGUCAACUGAUUAUCCAUCUGUUUUUCUUAAGGUUGCAGAGUUGUUUGCUGAGAACCUCUCCUUAUAUGAAUCAGGAAAGAAACUCCAAUUUCUUGUGGAUCUGGAGCAAGGAUACUAGGUCUAGCAGUUUAAAAAGUGUUCAAGUUUACGUUGCCAUGGAUUUAUUGAAUAGAUGGGACACCAUCAUUUUGAGUAUCAGUAAGAGUUAUUAUUUCGUGAAUAUGAGUGAAUGGAGUACCGUAAUGGU
Molecule: messenger RNA, 22245 nt
Organism: Porites evermanni
Lineage: Eukaryota; Metazoa; Cnidaria; Anthozoa; Scleractinia; Poritidae
Source: the annotation of a GenBank genome assembly